Messenger RNA from Schistocerca gregaria, 14451 nucleotides. RefSeq names its product nuclear pore complex protein DDB_G0274915-like. Gene Ontology annotation, molecular function: protein dimerization activity; RNA polymerase II transcription regulatory region sequence-specific DNA binding; DNA-binding transcription factor activity, RNA polymerase II-specific. Gene Ontology annotation, biological process: regulation of transcription by RNA polymerase II. The record is from RefSeq and is a predicted model, not a curated record. Lineage: Eukaryota; Metazoa; Arthropoda; Insecta; Orthoptera; Acrididae. Gene Ontology annotation, cellular component: RNA polymerase II transcription regulator complex. The transcript has 10 exons. Bases 306 to 8189 code for a protein of 2627 amino acids.
GUAGUAAUGCUUUGAGAUGAUUGGUGGGUCAUAACAAAACAGUGAGUAACCAUGUUGAAUUGCAGCGAGAGGCCGCAAGUUAUUUAGUGUUUACGUUUUCCCGUAAAUCACAAGCAAAAUGUAAACAGUCUUUUUGAUGACAUCACUGUUUUUUUACUUUUUGAUAGCAAACAACAAAUAUUUUCGCGGUGUCAGGCAUCAGUGUCGUAAACACCGUCGUAGUAAAGCGAUUACUGUAACAGUUAUCAUGUUCUUAACUACGAGACCAGGACCUCGAGGAAAAAACCUUUUGGAUCCAUGAAAUUAUGCCAAAAAAGGCAUCAAGCAGAAACAGGGAAUGGGAACGUGAACGUCGCGAGAGACUAAAUAACUGCUUUAAGUCGCUCGAAAGUCUUUUACCCAGUCAUAACCCAACAGCAUCACUCAGUAAGGUAGACAUCGUUAAGAAAGCAGCCGAAUACAUACGUGAACUCGAGAAAAAGAAUGCAAACCUGCUAGACGGAAACACAGAUAAAGAAUGCUUGGAGCAAGUGAAAUUGUUGGAACGUCGUGUAAAAGAGCUAGUGGAUUACUCACAGCUUCUGGCAAGCUUGUUGAAAGCUGCUGGCAUAUCUGUGCCACCAGGACCUGGGCCGGAUUUGGAAGUGCUAUUAAAGAGACCAUUAAAAUGGUCUGGCAAGCUGUCUCUUGACCAGACCUUGCAGCAGCUUGCUGAGGCGCGCCAGAAAAAAUUUGCUAACAAUGUGAAGAAGAAGAAGAACAACAACAGUAGGACGAGUGGACAGAAGACCAAGGAAAAUAUAAUAAAUGUAGAGCCCAUUCCACAGCCAUCAACUAAUACUGAAGGAAAUGUAAGGAGUGACAUUGUACAGGCCUCUACAAAGAGCAGAAUUAAAUCCAGUGUCAAGAUCAAGAAAAAAUUAAAGAAAGUACCAAAUACUGUGGUAACAGUGAGUGCACCUGUAGCACAUUCAGUUAUUGCCCCUGCUAACAGUUCUACUGUGGGACCUGGCACACUUAUUUUUACCAAUGGCACAGUCAUGCCAGUGUUGUCAACUAGGGUUGUGCCUCUUCCAUUACUGGUCUCCCGUGCUGCAAAGUUGCCAAUAGCAGCUCUUACAAGGCCAGUGGCAGCGCAUAAAACACGUGUUGAUCAUCCUGUUGUGCCUCGGUCUGCAUGUCCAAGCAAAGAUGUCCCAGGUACGAAGAGCAAAAGUAGUUCUACCAACAGACUGGGAACAGUUAAAGCUACUCGUGACACAAGCAAAAAUCACAAAAUCAAGAAAAAUGUGCAUCUUGUGCAAAAGCCAAUCAGUGUAAGAAAAGUCAAUGUAGGAGGAAAUGCUAGACCAACUGAGUCACUUUCUACGAAAAAAAACGAGUUGGACAUUAUUGUGCAUGAUAAUAAAUUUACAUUAUCAGAUGCACGUGAGCAAGCAACUGCAUACGAAAAUGUUGGAGUAGCACCAGCUGUUGAAACAGAAGCAAAUACAACCAUGCUGGGACAGGAAAAGAACAAAAGUGAAGCUCAUGAUAGCCACAUUAUAACAACAAAGUUUGAUCAAUCUGCUAACAGCAUCAGUUGUGACAAAAGCCAGCAAGCCUGUCAGAAGAUGACAGAAGAUCAUCCCAAAAGUAAAGCCACUGGUGAUAAUGUGGAUAUGGCGGAAGCAGCAGAUGUUUUUGCAAAAAUGCAGCAGGAGAAAUGUCCAAGAUCUUCCAACAUAAGAAAAUUAAAUGAAGAUUGUGGAGGCAUAAAUGCUAAUGACAGUCAUCAUAAAUCUACAGAAAAUAUAAUUCCAACAUUUGAAAUUAAUGCUACAAGUGGACCUCCAUUUGAAAUGCAAAUUGGCAAUGGGCAAUAUGAUAGAGAAAUGAGUGUGUCUUCCCAAAGCAAUGUUGACAUUUGCUCAGGUACCUCAUGUGAACUGAGUACUACAACCAAUGGGGAUUUGGGAAAUGUUGUUGACUGUGAAAAGGUUGAUAGUGUUGAUAAACCAACCCCAUUAGAUGAAAACAAAAUCACAGUGGAAACAUCAGAAAUAACAUCCAAUAACACAGAUGGUGGAAACAAAAGAAAAAGGGGUGAUGAUGAUAUACCAGAAUCUUACCAGCUAACUAGGAAGAAAGGCAAAGAAGUUAAUGGAAAGACUGAAGUGAAUUUGUUUACAAAUUUGUCUGAUCAAGAAUCUACCUCAAAACAGUCAUGCUCUACCUCAGAUUCAGUGAUAAAAUCUAAUACUAAAAGUACUGUUGUAUCUACAUUGUCUAGUCAUGUGAGCUAUAGUGUAGAUUCAUUGUGUAAAACAAAACCUUUAUUAAAGACCUCAGUGACAAAUGCAACAUCAGAAAGCACUCAAAAUGCUGGAUCCUGUUCAUCAGCUACCUCAGAACACAGUGUGGAAGAUCAGAAUGCAUCUGUCCCUGAAGAACUUCUUGAUGUUAUGAACCAUAUUACCUCAGCUGCUAAAAGUAGUGUAGAUAAUGACAAUUUUAAUAAUGUUUUGUGUAGCUCCUUAUUGCAAGAGAAAUAUUCUGAGAAGUGUAACUUGGUUCAGAAUACUUGGUUAGACCAGAGUGUUCGGCAGAUUUUUAAUGAACCAGAUGGGAGUAGAGAAUUACGAAGCACUCGGGAACAUACAAAUUCUCAGGGAACAAGAACAGUAAAGGAACCAACUAUAAAUGAGAAGUCUGAUUUUACACUGUUAAAUAAUAUGUGUCCCACAUCACAGGAUGAACAGAAAGUCGACAAAACUGCAAAAGAAAUAAAUUAUGGUUCACAAUUAACAGUUUAUGAAUCAAAGGCACAAGGAACUCCACAGGAAGGAGGAUUGUGUUUGAAUGCUGAGGCUACGCCAGAAAACGAAAAAAAUGCAACUGAUCAGAAUAGUUGUGAGUCAGAAAAGAAAACAAGAAGUGACUAUCAGAAGGUGUCACAAGAAAAGGGUUUUCCAGCACCAAUUUCAGAUACAGAUCUCAACUGCUUUAGUGGUAUCACUUCCAAAACAGUAUUGAAUGAAGGUCUUCCUGAAAAUUUAACAAAACUUGCAGAUAAUGUCAGAAGCCCCACUGAGUCACUAGCAAAAAGUACUAAUAGCCAGGACAAUACACUUGUAACUGAGAAUUAUGAGAGUAAGACACCAUCUCCAGCAGAAAAAGUUACAUUGAUAUCGGAAGAGUUACCGAAGGUGUCAUCGGAUAGUGCUACUAAUUCAACUAGUGGUAAUUCCUUUUCUGAUGCAACCAUCCUGUUUGCUUCUCAGCUUAAUUCUGAGGAAACAUUAAGUAAGGAACAACCUUCAGCUAGCAGUAAACAGGCUAUUAGUUACAGUAGUAGUGCUGAAAUCCCCCCUGUAUCUCCACAUGGUAUUACCUCAAAAAGAACUUCACCAUCAGCCAUAGAAAAUAUAAACAGCUCCAAAAGUAGUGGUGCACCCUUACUUGCAGGAACAGCACUCUACAAGCAGCUUAAGGACAUUUGUACUGUUGUAUCAUCAGUUACAGACUGUGUGUCAGCAUCAUCUGAAAGUGUUUCAGUUACAGGUCGUAAAAGCACAAAGCCAGUGGAAGAAUCAGUGUCUUAUAAUAUUCAGCAAGUUUCUGAGACUAAUUCCAGUGUUUGUACAAUCCAAUCUGAAAAUUCCAUGGGUGAUAAUAAUUAUAACUCACCCUGUGACUUCAAGACUGUUAUAGGGGUAUCCAAGUGCCUGAAUGUAGAACAAAAGUUAACAAAGUCUACUCAUUUAACCCAGGAAGUGAAUAAUACUAGCCAUUCUCUACAAUACACUGUCACUGGUAAAAUGAUGCCUGAUUUGUCCCAUGAUGUGGAACAAAAACUGGAAAAGACUAUUGAUAUGUGUGCAAGUAAAAGAAGUGAAGAAUUAGUUUCUGAGCAACAGGCGAAGUCAAACCAGGCACAAAGGCAGGCUGAAAAAAAUGAAAGCACUGAUGAUGUAAAGACCACAAGUUCACAAGCAAAUGAAAAGGAAAAUGAUGGAGUUUUAGAAACUGCUAAGGGAGACUGUCAUAAUCUCUUUGGAAGCUGUCACUGUAGUGGCUCUGAAUUUGCAGGUGAUCUGUUUGCAUCUUUGAAUGUUCCUGCUGGUCAUUGCUCUGAAUCAAUUUCACCGACAGCUCAGUUUUUAUUGUCAUUUCCUCUUGUGUCAGGGGGAUCAAGAGCAGUCGAUAAUGUCCCAGAUGACAGUGGUGUUGGACAGGGUGCACCAUCAUUACUGCAGAUUGGGGUGUCUGAGCAAAGCAGGAGUGUUGGAACUCAAGUUUGUUCAUCUGAUACAAAUUCCGGUCCAAACAGUAAAAUACUUGUUAAUUCUGAGCAAAGCAUGUCUAGCAAUAAUAAUAAUAAUAAUAAUAACAAUAAUAAUAACAACAACAACAAUAUCUUUAUGACACCAAAUAGCAGCAGUUAUUCAAAAAUAACAAGUGGUUCUCUUCCAACUAUUGGAAAUGAUCAGCACCAUUUGCCUUUGUUUAAGACACCCACUAAUAACCGUUUCUCUUUUACAUAUGAAUCGUGUGCACCUGUAAAUAAGAGAGCUGUUGAAACGAGUCCCAUCAAAAUGCCAUAUGGCACAUCUGACAGUUUUCAUACAAAUUUCACCCUUCCUGAGCCUUGUUUAGCAUCUUUGCCGUUUGAUAAAACGUUUGAUCACAACAAAAGUUUCCAGUACACAAAUCUCUCAAAACAUCCCAUUACAAGCAGAGAGACGUGCCAUUUGCCUGUCAGUAUUCCAUCAGGUAUUUGUUCAUCACAGCAGUCAAAUAAUAUGACUGUAAAUUUGAUGCAGUCAGAUACUCUGGGCUCAGGAAUUCAUAAGGUGAACAAUUGCGGCAGUGACUUAUUCAAAACACCGCUGCCUGCACUUUCUGUUCAAAGCAUUUCUCAAAAUUUGCAGGGUACCAGCAGUGUUAGUCAGGUUUCUGUGACCACCAGUGCAGGAAGAUUCAGUGGCAAUAACCAGUCAGUAACAAGUAUGCAGAAUUUACCAGUGAACAGCUUCAGUUGUACAGAUUUCACUGCAUUGCCAGUUCCUCAGAUAUCUUCAUUUGCAGAAGACGUAAAAUCUACAACCAUGUCAUCCUUCUCGAUGGCCAACAGCUCCUCAAACUUUGGAAUUCUGUCAUGGAGUACAAUCCCACCAGUGGCUUCUGUAUCAAAUAUUUCCCACAAUGAGAAUUUUACAAGUUUGCGAAACUCCUCAGAUGUAUUUUUGCCAAAUAUCUCUCCUCCUACAACAAAGAUUGGCAUUGACAUCAACAGUGCCAAGAAUUGUGGGCGAAGUUCAUCUGUAUGCAAAACAGGGCAGCAACAACUAAAGGACUGUGCAUCUGAAGUAUUGAGACAUUCUCAAGGGAUUGGUCCAGGUUAUUCAUUUCCUAUUACAAAUGAAACAGGCCAAGAAACAGUGUCAUCUCGAGGUGUAAUUAAUUCUUUAAUUCCUUCAUCUGUUCAGAACAACACUUUGCAACAGAGCUCUUACAAGAUGUCGUUGCCAAACAAUCAGAGUGAGUUGGGCAGUGAUACAUCGAAAGGUGAUUAUGGUAAUUACAGAGCAGCAAUGUCAGUUGCCUCUGAAUCGUAUAAAAAAUUUCCUCUACCUCAAAGUAAUACUUACAAGUUAAUGACAUCACAUGCAGAGAUAGUAUCACGCACCAGUGAAAGUCAAAAUUACAAACAAACAUUAAGCCCUGUGCCUCAGAACAGUUAUAGUGUAGCAUCAUCAUCUGUGUGUGGUGAAGCAUUUAGUCGAACACCAUUAUUGCAUGAUAAAUUCAAGCCUCAGUCAUCAUCACAGUUUGAUUUGUAUCACUCGGCACCAGGAAUUGUACGAAGUGAUGUCUACAGGACGAGCCAGGAGAGUCAUGCGACUGAUAUUCCACCUUUGGAUCAGUGUGGCCAUUUUAAGCCAGACUUUCAUGCAAAUCAAAAGGAACAGUUCAAACAAAAUAUAGUCGCAGAAAAACCUAGCAAUGGCAAACACUUAAUUACAUCAGAUGGAGUCAAUAGUUAUAAUGCAAAUGUGGCUUCGUCAUUCAAGCAAGAUAGUUACAGAUUCUUAGCUGUUUCCUCUCAUUGUGAGCAGGCAUCUAAGCCUGGACCAGCUUGUCUCAGUCUUGACAAUUACAAGUCAGCUCUGAGAUCAAACAAGGUUGAGAAUUACAGAAAAGUUCAACAUUCUUAUCAGCCAGAGAUCUACAAGAGAGGACCGACAUCAGUGGCCUGUGAAACCCACAAGUCUACUCCAAGUUCUGUUCAGUACAACAGCUGCAAACCAGCAUCAAGUAUGCCUGGAGAAGGCACCCUCUCAACAAACACUCACUCAAGGGCUCCUGUAAAUUGGAUGACUACACCUGAUACACGUUGCAGUACGCAGCAGAUAUCUUCAUUAUUCUUCCCACCUGCUACAUCCAGUCAAAUGCAAACACAGAAUAAUAUGCCUCUUCCAUCAUCAGCACUUUUCCCAUCACAGUGUGGCCAUGGGAAUGGGCAAACAGCUACAGCAACAACAUUAUUUACCUCAGUUCCUAGUCAGACGAGUCAGCCUGUUAUAUUACCACCUGUAACCUCAUCCCUAUUCCCUCCAGUAACUUGUAAUCACAGAGAAACUGCUAGUAGCACACACAGUUUAUUCCCUCCUCCUGUGUCCAGUAGCACUUACAAUGCCAAUGGAAAUUCUAUGACAUCAAACAUUUUCACUCCAGCUUCGAGUCGUGCUAGCAGUUUCCCUCAGGUGCAAUCUUCUCUUUUUCCUGCCACGACUGUUACUACAGGCAACCAAUCAUCUUUGUUGUUUCAAUCCACCACAAGCAAUCUGUUGGGACAGGAUAAUGUCAGUAUACCACCAAUGCUCUUGACAACUUCUGCCAAUCAUGUAGGCCAGAGUGGAAGUAGCUUGGCACCUCUUCUUACGUCCGUUGCUGCCCGUGGUUCAAACCAGUCUUCUGUUGGCGUACCAUCCAUUAAUACGAUGUCUGUAACUCACCAGAAUUCCACUGAUCGGCCACUUACCGGUAUUCCACCAGCACUUCUCCCAACAUCUUCUGAUACCUGUGGUAAAUCUCUUAGCUUGCAGCCACCAUUACCGUCGACAGUAAAACCGGUCUCGGGAGGCACACAUUUAGGUACCUUGCCUCCGAACACUGCUUCACAUUUAUUUUCACGUGAUGCCGGUAACAGCUUUUGCUCUGGAACAAUAUUUCAAUCAUUUCCAUCAUCAGGACCUACUGUCCAUGACAGUUCACCGUCAGUUUUGUUGAUGUCUGGUUCCAACGUCAUGGGAGAUGCAGCUUCAUCAUCACUCUUCUGCCCACCCCAUGUUACGGCAACCAACAGUGAUUUCUCAUCAAGCUCAGCACCAUUCUUCUCAUCAUCACUAAUUCCUACUGCAUCAUCUGUGGCCAGCAUACCAGGUCAGAAUAACAGUUGUCUGCCCUCUUCUGUACCCUCAACAUUGCUUUCAACUCACACUUCAUCAGGCAAUAGGCAACGAGACUUAAACCUAUUCCCUGGGCCACCACUGCCACCAACUCAGCACAGCUACUGCCGUCCAUCUGGUCCGACUUUUCCCAGCCUACAAGAAUCUGUUGGUGCCAGCUCAUCUGCUGCCACACCUCCAAGACCUUGCUUUCUGUCUGUCAGCCAGUUGGUGGAAGGAAGUGGUAGUGGAAAAAUUGGGGCGACUCGGAACUCAAGGCGCCGCUCUCGUCGACCUCCGCCACCCUGGGUGUCUGGCUCGUCUGCCCCGGGGAACUUGUAUCAGAAUGUUUCACACUCCCAGCAGUCACUGGCUCAGCCAUCAAGUAACAAAACAGUACAGCAACUAUGUGGGCGCCAGCCCAGGCCACGAGUCAUUCCGUCUACAUCAUCAGAGCUUGUGGACCUGGGCGGCCUCUUGGGUUCGCCGUUGCUCGCUGAAGAUCAGCCCCCGACCAGUCAGCGCCCUUCCUCUCCGCCAACAUCUGUCAACUCUCUGACAAAUUUUAACCUCAGCACAAUAUUUCCUGAGAUAGACAAGCAGCAGCAACAGCAGCAGCAGCAGUCAGCAGCAGGAUACUCAAAGUCUACGACUAUGGUGCCUGACACUCACCAACGAGAAUUUCCACAUCCGCCAUCAACAUUUGGCAAUGUUUUGAUGUCACCUGCUCAAAUAUGUCGAAUGCAAUGGCCUUAAUCUUGUGUUCCCUAAAGACUGCGGGUCUGAGGAAUAAGCUGUGUGAUCUGAAUUGCUGCUUGUGAGCAGUUUCUGGAAAUUCCUGGAUGGAGCAAUACGUAAAAUAAGUGUGAUGCAUUUGUGGACUUGGUAAGAGGACUGAGUGGGGCAGUCAUGGAAUAUCUGUUAUACUGUGCCAUUGAAGGUGAUGCAAAAGGCUGUUUAUGUACAAUCAUCAUUGUACGUUACAUCAGCAUGAAACACUUUUCUCGACAGAAGAUUAACCAUGGAAAGGUCAGCCACAGUGGUUGAAGUAAAGUGAUGAUGUGAAGAUUUUCGAGUUUGAAAAUUAUCAAAGACUGGAUAAGGCACUCCGCAUUAAGGACUGGAUUUGUGCUGCAAUAUCAUUUUCUAUUGUUAUGUACUGUUUGCACUACAAAACACUGUGAGCUUUUGAUAUUCCUCCUCCCCCUCCCUCCCCAAGAAGAAAAACAAAGGCAAACUGCUUGAGAAAUGUGACAGGUAUGAAUAAUGGAUAACAGGUAUAAAACAAGCAGAAAAUGAGCAAAAUAGAUGGUUAAUUGCACAUGAAGGAGAAUCUGGCUUAGGAAUUUGAUUAACAAGAACUAAGGUAUUUUGCACCAUUAAAACACUCGCACACUUUCUUGACCUUUUAGAGCUUCCUUCAUCUAGCAUUAUCUGUGUUUUUGUCCUCUUGACCCUCUUUGUUAUUGUUGUUGUUGUUGUUGUUUUUGGAUUUUUUUGUUUUUGUUUUUUUAAGAAAAAAUAUUUUAUAGAUAGGAUAUUUAAGAAAAAGACUAAAGAGUCUUUACUACUUAUUGUUUUUGUUCUUUCUUCCUCUUUUGUGUAUCUCUUUCAGUUUUUAACUGUAUCUCACAAAUAUAUUAAGGAAGCAUCUUUCCCCUUCUGCUGUGUAGCCUAAGUUAUAAACUUUUAACAUUUACAUGUGGAGAUGUUAUAAGACGUUAGAACUGUUAAAUGGAAGUGCAUUUUCCCACAUAGUAUUUCUGUCCCAAUUCAGAAUAGGUAUAAAGGUUUUAAGAGAUCAGUUAUCACACAACAGUACCUGGGGUGUUGAGCUUCUGUGACAUUCACGAGAAGUGCUUAUUCAAAAGAAUGAUGUCAGUAGUGCAUUCGACCAUAAUAUUCUUUGUUGAAAUUGUAAUAGAUAUGCACCUUGACUGAAAAAUUGAAAAACUAUAAAUAUCGGAAGCACUUCAGCAUAUUUUCAAAAUUAUGUAAACCUCCAUACGUAUAACUUGCUUCAGCAACACUGAGUGGUGUUCAGCGAUUGAUAGAGUUUACCCUGAAACAGAAAAACAUUGGGAAACAGCAAUGUUUCAUCUCUCUCUAAUCCCUUCUCCUACCUCCUCUCUCUCUCUCUCUCUCUCUCUCUCUCUCUCUCUCUCUCUCUCUCUCUCUCUCUCUCUCUCUCUCUAGGACCAAGAGGAAAUGAAACUUAUUAACAAAAAUAAAUAUACAUCUUUAGAUCAAACGAAGGGGAAAUUAUGUAGUUUUGCCUGAACCUCUGCAGCCACGUUACCUCUGAGAUAAAAAAAAAAUAAAAUAAAAUAAAAAAAAAGUUUCUGUGUGCAACAUUGUUUCACCAAGGUCUGCAACAUGUUGGCAACAAUGUUUGUUGCUUGUAUCCCCAUCUACACUAGUGACAAACAUUUUUACAUGUGUGUUCAUGUCAUCUGCUAUGCUGAACUGGCAGCAACAUUCCAUAUCGUGUAUUCACACCAAGAGCUAUGCUGUGGCAAAGUGAAGAGGAUGAAUAAAUGAUUCAAGGGUUGGAACUUUAACAGUGGUAACUAUUUAUUUACAGCUCAUACAAGUUUUACUGACCUUCAAAGUAGUCCCCAGCAUUGUGUAAUCACCAACAAUGUUUAUAACCCGUUGCCAGCAAUGUGGAAGUCGCAGGAUACACUUAGCAGUGCCCUGCAAAUUAAUGGUCUGGUCGUGCAGGAAGUGUCAUCACUUCUGUCUCUAAGCUGGUUGUAGGUUGCGUUCCAAAAAUGAACAGCAUAGAGAAGUAAUGACAUUUUCUGCAAGACCUGACCAUCAUUUUGCAGGACAGUGCUCAAGCAGUGCAAACUGUUACUGAUUUGUUUGACUGAUGAGGCUGCUAAGUGCUAUACCACCUACUGCCCUCCCCUGACUGAAGCCCUUGUAAGUUCAACUCGAUUUCUAAAGUGAAGGAAACACUUCACGGCAUUUGCUUCAGAACUACUACAAAUUCGUUGGGCAAUAGACCCCGCCGCUCGCACUGUCAACACAACUGGCACUGCUAAGAGUAUCCUACAACUUCCACAUUGCUGACAACAGGUUAUACACAAUGCUGGAUUAGAUUAGAUUAGAUUAAUACUUGUUCCAUAGAUCAUGAAUACGACACUUCGUAAUGAUGUGGAACGUGUCAGGUUAAUAAAAGAUGUCUGUACAAGAAAUUACAUUACACAAAAUAUUGCAUGAUACUAAUGAUUAAGUUUUUUUUAAUUUUUUUUUUUUUUUACUUAGUUUAUAUCUAAAAAUUCAGCCAAUGAGUAGAAGGAGUUGUCAUCUAGAAAUUCUUUUAAUUUAUUUUUAAAUGUUAGUUGGCUAUCUGUCAGGCUUUUGAUGCUGUUUGGUAGGUGCCCAAAGACUUUUGUGGCAGCAUAAUUUACCCCUUUCUGUGCCAAAGUCAGAUUUAACCCUGCAUAGUGAAGAUCAUCCUUUCUCCUGGUGUUAUAGGUAUGCACACUGCUAUUACUUUUGAAUUGGGUUGGAUUAUUAUCAACAAAUUUCAUAAGUGAAUAUAUAUGCUGUGAGGUUACUGUGAGGAUCCCUAGAUCCUUAAAUAGAUGUCUGCAGGAUGACCGUGGGUUGGCUCCAGCAAUUAUUCUGAUUACACGUUUUUGUGCAAUGAAUACUUUUCUACUCAACGAUGAAUUACCCCAGAAUAUGAUGCCAUACGAAAGCAGUGAAUGAAAGUAGGCAUAGUAAGCUAAUUUACUGAGAUUCUUAUCACCAAAAUUUGCAAUAACCCUAAUAGCAUACGUAGCUGAACUCAGACGUUUCAGCAGACCAUCAAUGUGUUGCUUCCAGUUUAACCUCUCAUCAAUGGACACACCUAAAAAUUUUGAAAAUUCUACCUUAGCUACAGACUUCUGUUCAAAUUCUAUAUUUAUUACUGGAGUUGUGCCAUUUACUGUAUGGAACUGUAUAUACUGUGUUUUAUCAAAAUUUAAAGAGAGUCCAUUUGCUGAGAACCACUUAAUAAUUUUGUGAAAAACAUCAUUUAGAAUUACAUCACUUAGUCCUUGGUUUUUGGAUGUUAUUACUAUACUUGUAUCAUCAGCAAAAAGAACUAACUUUGCAUCUUCAUCAAUGUGGAAUGGUAAGUCAUUAAUGUAUAUCAAGAACAGUAAAGGACCUAAGACCGAACCCUGUGGGACCCCGUGCUUGAUAGCACCCCAGUUUGAGGAAUCAGCUGUUGUUUUAACAUUACACGAACCACUUAUUUCAACUUUCUGCAUUCUUCCAGUUAAGUAUGAAUUAAACCAUUUGUGCACUGCCCCACUCAAACCAUAAUGAUUUAGCUUAUCUAAAAGAAUUCCAUGAUUUACACAAUCAAAGGCCUUUGAGAGAUCACAAAAAAUACCAAUGGGUGAUGUCCGGUUAUUCAGAGCAUUUAAUAUUUGAUCAGUGAAAGCAUAUAUAGCAUUUUCUGUUGAAAAGCCUUUCUGAAAACCAAACUGACAUUUUGUUAGUACUUUAUUUUUACAAAUAUGGGAGGCUACUCUUGAAUACAUUACUUUCUCAAAAAUUUUUGAUAGAGCUGUCAGAAGAGAGAUUGGGCGGUGAUUACUUUGAAGGUCAGUAAAACUUAGAAACAGAUAUUGAUUUUGUGUGAGCUAUAAAUAAAUAGUUUCCACUAUUCAUGUUCCAACCCUUGUAUGUGGUGUUGUGUAGCUAACACUCAGCAAAAUAAGCGGAUGACGGAAAAACACAUGAUUGGUGGACAGAAGCAUUGUAGAGGGCGGGGGGAGGGGGGGCAGGGAUGACAUGCACAAGCUGAAUUUGGAGGACAUAUCUGCUUUUCAUAACUUAACUAGGAUGUUGACAUCUGAUUUUGAAAUUCUAAAGAAUAUUAUAGAGCCACUUCUUUCAAAGGAUAACACAAUGUCUGAAAAGCAACUCCUGUGAAACAGAUUUGCUGCUACUCUUCCUUUUUGACAGCAAAAAGUCCUAUCAAAACCUUGCAUAUUUAUUCCCAUUUAAAACUCUGCCAUACCUCAAACAAUGGGUUCUCAAGGCUGGAAUAUCACAAUAUUAAGAAAAAGAUAGAUUGCUACUCACUGUAAAGAUGACUCGUUGAGUUGCAGACAAGCACAACAAGAAGUCUGUUACAGAUUUAGCUUUUGGCCAAAACCAUCUUCACAAAAGAAGACACACAUCCACACAAGGAGGCACACUUCACACACACUUGAUGGUCAGCUCCAGUAUUCAGACCAAAAUGUCAUAUCUUAAAUAGUUCCUGGAGUUUGUCAAGCUGUGGUUGAAGGAUUAUGUAAACAUAAUUCAGUUAUGUAAUAGCACUGAAACAUAUGUUUAAUUAAUAAUAGAUUUAUUUCUAAACAUUUAGAUUAAAAUUAUUCCAAAUCAUUAUCAUUUUCAACAAACAGAAUUUCUUCCAUUCCGUUGUCACUGGUUGUCCCAAAAAAUAUGACAGGAGUCUAUAGUUGAUGAUUCCCCUAACUUAUCCAUGUUCACUACUGACUCCUCCCUUCUGCACAAAAUCACUUGUGUCUCGGUGGCUAUGUCAUAUAUUUUUAAAUUAUUAUGUGUGUGUGUGGGUGUGGGUGGGGGGGAGUAGCUCAUGUAAAUUUCUGGCAACAGACUUCCUACUUCCCAGAGUGACUGACUGUAUCGUGCUCCCGCUGUUCUGUGGCUGCAGAACAUCCUACAGUAUUCCUGUUACCACUCCUCCACUCUCUCACCCAUUUUUGUGGAGGGUCUUGCGUGCCAGUUUGUCUGGACUCAUUUUUUCAGUUGUGUCUCUUGUUUCAUUUGGUUCCUGAAUAUCAUCCAGGGACCAUAAAUAAUUGGAAACAAACCACUUUAGUUUAUACCAAGUUUCUGUACCACUGUCAGAUUUCUUGGUCUCUUCAAUUUUUCUUUCCUUGUAUCUGUACUGAGCUACAAGACUUCAGUUUUUUUCCACAUCACUGCUGCUGUUGCUAAGCGAAACUGUGAUUUUCUGUAGUAUGUCCUGUUUCAUUUUAGUAUUUUUAUAACGGGCCGUAUAUGCAUUCCAGUGGCUGCCUCCUCGUGUUUGUGUAUCUUGUUUCUUGUCUUCUCCAUUUUCAAAAUGCGACAACAUGAAACACAGUCCAAGGAAACGUGCAACACUACACAAAAUAGUACAGAACAUAAACAAAGACUAGUACUGUAUAGUGGCAUUUAGUGGUAGCAGACCAGAAAUAGUGUUUCCUUUUAUCUUUACUGACAUGGCCAGUGGAACACACUUUUUGCAUUUGCAACAUGUUGCAAACAUUGUUGCAGAACAUGUUACAAACUCAUUAUAAACACGACUUGAUAUUAAAGUUCCAUUGAAGUGACGAUUUAUUGUUCCUUUGCCCUAAUUGAUAUCACAAGGGUGUACUUGUUUAUUAGGUAUUCCAAAAUAUGAAACCUACACAGAUUCAGUUUAUUUGGUUUUAACAGACAAAAAAAUUACAGGCUCUUCUCGGAGUUUCUUUUUUCAUAUAACCUUUAGCUCAUUCAUGUUAUGAAUAUUUUUACAAAUAAUAUAUUGCUGCACUUAAAACUGUGUAUGCAAGUCAUCUGUAAUGAAAGUGGAUUCUGUGAAAAAUACUAUGUGUUAAGUGUGUAAUAUUAUUUCCUAUUUUGCAGUCAAUCACAAUAGCAUAAACUUGAUUUUGAAUUACUGGUCUGUGCAACCGUAAAAAAGAAAAGAAAAAAGAAAAACCCUGAUGAAUCAGGAUUAUUUUCCAUACCGAUAUGAUACAAGAUGUGUUAUCUUUUUUUCCCAUCUUUCUUAUUAGUAAAGAUGUAAAUUAUCAAUGCUAUGCAUUGUCUGUCUGUGUAUUUUACAAAUACAGCAUAUAUAUGUGUGUGUGUAAAUAAUUUCUUAACUGCAGUUUACUAUGUAAAGAUCAUAUAGAAAUGAAAACUUAAUUAUAAUAUUUUCUGAUAUUUUAUAUUAAAUUCCAGAGUGUUGCGAAAAUGUUGUCAAAUCUAAUAAAAGAGUCAUUCUUCA